This is a messenger RNA of Pelobates fuscus (common spadefoot toad), 1446 nucleotides long. It is a transcript of the gene ZBP1, whose product is annotated as Z-DNA binding protein 1. Gene Ontology annotation, molecular function: double-stranded RNA adenosine deaminase activity; RNA binding; DNA binding. The record is from RefSeq and is a predicted model, not a curated record. The coding region runs from base 43 to 1446 and encodes 467 amino acids. The transcript has 11 exons. Gene Ontology annotation, biological process: positive regulation of type I interferon-mediated signaling pathway. Lineage: Eukaryota; Metazoa; Chordata; Amphibia; Anura; Pelobatidae.
GUUUUGUUUCGUUUUCCUAACAUGACUAAGAAUUGAAGCCACAUGUCACGUGACUGGGCUAUCCCAUGCACCGCUGCCAAGGAGCGUCCCGUCAGACUAAUUUCAGAUAGCAGCGGGAACGUGACUGAGGACUGCGCUGCGGCAGGUACGAUGAGUUCUGCAGAUGAGAGUGAAAAUGGUGGAGUGAAUUCAAAUGUUGUUGUGCCGUGCUCUCUGACUCCUUUACAGAAGGCGAUCUAUUUGUUUCUGAUAAAUAAAGAUCCGCAGAAAGCAAAGGAUAUCGCACGAGGUGUGAAUAAGAAAAGUGCCAAGGAGGUUAAUCCUGAUUUGUAUCUAAUGAAGGGAAAGCAUUUUCUAACUCACAACUUAAACCUCUGGUCCGUGACCAACAACAAUAACACAGGAAAGCAUGUGACAUCUAAAAAUACAAAUAACACUACCUACUCGCAGAACACGAUGGCCCUGUCACUGGGCAGUAAAAGUCCAUCGUGCUCUGCAGAACAGGCUGAAGGCAGAACAGUGAAUUCAAAUUGUGAGCCACCCAUCAGACUAACACCAACACAAAAUGAAAUCUACCAGUAUAUGAAGCACACUAACAAGCCACUAAAACCUAUAGACAUUGCACGUAAGAUUGGAAAAAGACGCUCAUCAGAGGUUAAUCCGGAUUUGUAUGAAAUGGAGAAAGAGAAUUUGCUCGUUCGCGACGAAGAGACCAAAUGCUGGCAAAUUAAUUCAGAGCACAAUGCAGAAACAAAUGUGCCAUCAGAGAAUCAGCAGGCAGAUAGCCAAAAGACAUUAGAAUUUUCUUAUGAAGAAAACGCAACACAACCAUGUUAUGCUGUCAAUAGUGUUCCAACAGAACCGAAAACAAUAAAUUAUUACUUUAUGAAUCCAGGGCAAAUCCAAAUAGGACAUAAUAAUUGUAUACAAAUGUACAGAAGUAAAGAAACAGAAGAAAUACCUGUGGUUUCAGAGGAUGUGGAUACUGGUGCUGGGAAUGCCUUUGAAGUCGGUGACAGUCAAUACAAUUCUCAGAGCCAGGACGGUUUGAAUUUCACUAUGGAUCUUCCGGAUGGCGGUCUUCUCAACUGUACUGGGUGUCAAGACAUGAAAAUAGUCAGCAAUGCCGACAGUGGACUAUGUUGUGGAGAGGAUACAAAUUCUAGCGAAGCCUCUGUCCAAAAAGUGUUGAGCCGGUACCCUGAGCCAAUAUCGGAGUCAACUGAGAACAUCCUAAUAUUUAGUGAUACAGAUCUUGGGGAGACACCAGCACCUCAAACUUCAUCCCCAAUCAGAAAUGAAGGUCCUUUGAAGGACUUAAAUAUUUCAGACAUCACUGACCAACUUCAGAAAGUGAUCUUGGACAAGAAGAUAAAUGGUGAAACACUAGAGGAUAGUUCAGAAGGAGAAAAUAUUCCAGCCAGUGUCAGAAUUACAGGACUCUAG